AAGAUGUUGUUGAUGGAGCUUGUGGUGAUUUCUGCCUGGUUAAGCGUAGUCAGCGCUAAGAUGAGGCUAGGCUUCCAGAACUUGACGGGGCGCGCCGAUGAUUACCGCAUCAAGACAUUCUCUGGGGUCCAUAUCAUAGACGCGUACAACUACCCUGUGGAGGCGCACACAGUAGUCACCAGAGAUGGCUACGUCCUGGAUAUCUUUCGGAUUCCGAACUCGAAGAAGUGCAGGAAGGGCGGAGUGAAGCCGGUGGUCUUCCUGCAGCACGGCUUGACCUGCUCGGCGGAUACCUUUCUGAUGACGGGCACGAGGACCGGCCUCCCCUUUAUGCUGGUCGACGCCUGCUACGACGUUUGGCUGGGCAACAGCCGGGGAAUUCGCUACUCCCGUCGCCACACCAGGAUGAAGUCCCACGGACAAGCCUACUGGGGCUUCAGCUGGCACGAGAUCGGGAUGGAGGACCUGCCCGCCCAGUUCGACUACAUCCUCUCCUUCACGCGGCAGAAGGCGCUGCACUUCGUGGGCCACUCGCAGGGAUGCACCACCCUCAUGGUCCUGCUCAGCAUGAGGCCGGAGUACAACGAGAAGAUCAAGACCACCACCCUGCUCGCCCCCGCCGUCUUCUUGCAACACUCGACAUCCGGACUAUUCAAAUUUCUGGAGUCGGUCAUCAUGAAGAUGAUGGACUGCGACUUUUUCGGGAACACCGACGCCAUGAGAUUUGUGAUAACGAUUCUGUGCGGACUAGUCGCCAUGAAGAGAUUUUGCACCUCCUUGUACUUGCUGGCCAGCUCAAAACCGUCCAAGUAUAUGAACCAGAGCAUCAUUCCCUUGCUGUUAUCAACGCAUCCGGCUGCCAUUUCAUCGCGCCAGCCCAAGCACUUUCUCCAGCUCAAGAGGGCUGGAAAGUUCCAGCAAUUCGACUACGGAAAAAAGAAGAACCUACAGGUCUACAAGCAGCCCUCUCCACCGGAGUAUCCGCUGAAAAAUGUCCACCCCAAGGCGCCCAUCCACAUAUACUACAGUGUUGGGGAUACCAUGACAUCGGAGAGUGAUGUUCUGAAGCUGAUCAGCACAUUGGGCAAAGUAGUUGCGCAUCGCAUUCCUUAUACGGAGUGGGGUCACUCGGACUUUAUUUUCGCCAGCACUGUGGAUAGGGUCAUCAAUCAACCAAUCAUGCAAGUUAUCAGUCAAUUCGAGAGUGUUACGGAUGGGAAAUAAGGAGUUGGAGAGGAAAAUCGUUUUGUUUCUGAUAUAUUUUAAGAUACGAUUUUUAUCCAAACGAAAGCAUCCAGUUCGUAUUAGGUUAGUUACGCCUCUGGACAACGGAACUUCAUAAAAUAUUUUCCAAAUUAGUUCCGUCUUUUAAAUUAGUUUAGUUACGCCUCUGGACAACGGAACUUCAUAUUAAAAUAUUCUGAAAAUUA
Molecule: messenger RNA, 1430 nt
Organism: Drosophila biarmipes
Lineage: Eukaryota; Metazoa; Arthropoda; Insecta; Diptera; Drosophilidae
Product: lipase 3-like
Exons: 3
Coding region: 4-1224 (406 amino acids)
Biological process (GO): lipid metabolic process
Molecular function (GO): hydrolase activity, acting on ester bonds
Source: RefSeq, a predicted model, not a curated record